Molecule: messenger RNA, 1377 nt
Organism: Helobdella robusta
Lineage: Eukaryota; Metazoa; Annelida; Clitellata; Rhynchobdellida; Glossiphoniidae
Exons: 2
Coding region: 1-1377 (458 amino acids)
Source: RefSeq, a predicted model, not a curated record
AUGCAAGAAAUGAUUUCCUCUACAUUUGUAACAGUUUUGGAAAUUUUGUCUUGUGCUUUGAUCUAUGAACAUGAUGCUGCUGAUUUAAAAUUUGACUUGAAGAACAAAAUCUACAACUACGUUGAAAACGAUGAGAUAUCAAAUGAAACACGCAUCACCUUAUCGAACCAAAACAACAGUGUCAACGUUAACCAUCACGUCUCUGAUAAAAACGACCAGAAGAACAGCAACUGCUCAGGUGAUAGUAAUUGCAACAGUGACGGUUUCACCGCGAGCCCAACAAAGGCAUCGGCAGAUACGUAUUACUAUCCCAAGAUACCGCCUCACCUCGAUGACUGGCCACUUUAUUCCGAUGAAACAUCAUCACCCUCAUAUGAAGAACCAUCCCAGAUCAAAUCAACUACAUUCAAAUCAGUGCUAAUCUCGAGAACAGCAAUAAAUGUACCGUUACAAAGCAGCAAUUCCCACAUUGAAACUGCAAAAUUAUUUGCCCCAGCCACUGGUAAUAAUCUUAAAUAUCACAAAAAUAGAAAAACUGAAAUAGAAAAAUUACAAGAAACUGAAAUGAAAAAAGAAAAAGCAGCGAAAAGAAUUUUAGAAGAUGAUUUGAGUGAUGAAGCGAGGAGAGUCAGAACAUAUUUCACAGGCAAUUCAUCGUACGUUCAGUUCAACACUUUCCGUAACAUUGCUGUUCAAAAUUAUAAUCUGGUAAGUAAAUUAACAUUUAAGUUUGCAUUCAAAACGCGAAAAGCAUCAUCUUUCUUAAUGAGAGUUCUUUUUUGUGAUUCAAAAGAAAUGUCAACACAGAAAAAUAAUCGGGGUGACUACGGCGAGCCAACUGAAAAUUACAAACCAAAAGUAGCCCGAUACAAAAAUCACAACCCACUGAGCAGUUUAAAAGUUCUUCUAGUGCUUUUGAAGGAAGGCCGCUUAAAUAUAUACGUGAUGCCCAAGAAUUCACAAAAUAAAAUACUAUCUCCGGAGCCGAACACAAACAUGCAGAGUUAUGAAAGACAUGAAAAGAACAGUGAUAACGCACAGUUUAGCACAUUCAGCCAAAUUUAUUACCAGAGCGAACUACUUUCUAAAUGGAAUAAACAGCAUCGAAAUAAUACAAAAAUAUAUAACCGAAACGAGCUGCCUGAAUAUGUAAAAAGCAACAUCAUCGUCAAUAAUAAUGGUAAGAAAAUUAACGAAAAAUAUAAUAAAAGGCCAGGGAACCUGGGAAGUUAUAUUGUCAAUAAUGGGAACGAAGGAUAUUUGCUGAUCAAACACUUUGGUAGAAUGAUGUAUGGUGCACAAUUCGAAGCAUCGAAUGCUUGCGUCAGUGCAGCUGGGCAGAAAUUGUUCACGUUAAUUAGAGCUGUUGUUGCUUGA